AUCCCCAGCCCGGGAUUUGGACCGGUUCGCCUCUCUCACCAUGCUCUCCACGGCGGAUCUCACGAGCCCGGCAAUCUCCACCACAGCCUUCUGCAUCGGGAUUGCUCUCCAUGUUUUUGUCUUUCGCAUAGGAGAAUGGGACCUUGCGACUACCAAGCUGUUGAAGGUCUUUGCGACCGCUAACGUUGUUCUGGUGUUUCUCGUGAAAGCUGUACUUCUCCCAUACCCUGACAACACAGCAUGGACGGCACUCAAAAUUGUCUCCUGGCUGGCAACAAGCCUGGUUGCGGGGAUCGAGAUCAGUAUGUUGGUAUAUCGUGUUCUUUUCCAUCGUCUGGGCCGCUUCCCGGGUCCCUUUGCGGCUCGUGUCUCCAACUUCUAUGGGACACUGCUCUCGGCCAAGAACUUGCAUCUCUAUGAAGAAGUAGAGAAGCUACAUGGUACAUACGGGGACUUUGUACGACUGGGACCCUCUGAGCUAUCCAUCAACAACCCCAAGGCUGUGCAUGCGAUUUCCUCCUCCCAAUCGCCUUGCACCAAGGGUCCAUUUUACACCGUGCUGGACCCGCGUAAGUCCAUGCAUAUGAUCCGCGACCCGGCUGAACAUACUCGUCGCCGAAAGGUGUGGGAUCAUGCGUUUAGUGCGAAAUCACUCCGUGAUUAUGAGCCCCGUGUUGCUCGGUAUACGGAUCAACUAAUGGCGCAUCUGGAGAAGACCAAGGGACAACCCGUCAAUGUGUCCGACUGGUUCAACUUCUAUAGUUUCGACGUGAUGGGCGAUUUGGCCUUUGGAAAGUCUUUCAAUAUGCUGGAGAAUGGCGUCAAGCAUUAUUUCAUGACUUCGCUGCACGCCGAUAUGACCAAUGUUGGUGUGCUGGGUCGUCUGCCGUGGCUUUUUCCGAUCUUUAAGGCCACGCCUGUCGUUAAUUACGAGCACAUGCGAUUUUGGGAAUGGGUAGAUAAGCAAGUCGCUGACCGGAAGAAGGCAACCCCUGACAAGCCGGAUGUCUUCGAAUGGCUCCUCAGAGACUACAACGCACAAGAAAAGCCCACCUUCAACGACGAAAUGUACCUAGCCGGCGACGCAUACUUGGUCGCCGUCGCAGGAAGCGACACCACAGCCGCAAGUCUGAUCACGUUAUUCUUCCAACUAGCUCUGGAUCCCCGGGUACUGAAGACCCUCCAAGAUGAAGUUGACCAAUACUUUGAGACCGUGGAGACUGUUGACUACAUGAGUCUCUCAAAACUCCCAUAUCUCGACGCCGUCAUCACUGAGACCAUGCGCCUCCAUCCCCCGGUUCCUUCCGGUGUGCAGCGGAUGACUCCUCCUGACGGGUUGCUGAUUGACAAUACCUGGAUCCCGGGGAGCACCAUUGUGCAGGUCCCUUACCACACGCUAUUCAGAGACGAGCGACUCUUUCUCCAGCCCCAAGAUUUCAUUCCCGAACGGUGGACAUCCCGUCCAGAGCUAAUCAAGGACUCUUCGCCAUUCGUGCCAUUCUCAACAGGUCGCUACGGCUGUAUCGGAAAACAGCUUGGACUCAUGGAACUCCGAUACGUGGUGUCGCAGAUUGUCCGGCGGUACGAUGUCGAGUUUGCUCCUGGCCAAACCGCCGAGGCGUUUUUAGAGGGCAAGCGAGAUGCGUUUACGUUGUCGUUGGGGGCGCUGGAGUUGGUGCUUAAGUCGAGGAAGUAACAUUUGAUCUCUGGCUUAUUCAAUCGUAUUUUGAGGGAUGGAGAUCUUCUCCAUCUGUUAUCAGAUGCGUAUAUGCUGCGACAGCCCGAUGGCGUAGUAGGAUUAAAUAGUAUUGACCCAUACAACGCAUCCUCACGAUAACCGCUGAAGAAUGUGGGAAUCUAGAUAGGUAUACCAAAAACGACUAAAAU
Molecule: messenger RNA, 1887 nt
Organism: Aspergillus ibericus CBS 121593
Lineage: Eukaryota; Fungi; Ascomycota; Eurotiomycetes; Eurotiales; Aspergillaceae
Product: cytochrome P450
Exons: 7
Coding region: 41-1696 (551 amino acids)
Molecular function (GO): iron ion binding; heme binding; oxidoreductase activity, acting on paired donors, with incorporation or reduction of molecular oxygen
Source: RefSeq, a predicted model, not a curated record